CACAUGUCCGUUGUAUAUUACAAAUUUAAGGCCGCCAAAGAUCAAGACUUCGACGUUUAUACUUUUGACGGGACCGGCACUUCAGUCUUCGAUCUAAAGCGAGAGAUCAUACGUGCGAAAAAGUUAGGAAAAGGAACUGACUUUGAUCUAGCGAUUUAUAAUUCACAGUCAAAUGAAGAAUACAAAGAUGAUCUUUUUACCAUUCCGCGCAAUACCUCCAUCAUAGUACGACGAUUACCACCAUCAAGACCAGGUAAAGGUACUGCUCAACGAUAUGUCAGUGGCGCGAUGCCAAAUGAUGGAAAAGGUUUAGGACAAAGCGGUGCUGGCGUAUUACGAUCGGGAGCUCCGAAUAAUGGACCAGGAGAACGCUUUGGCUCUGGAAGAAGCAACGUAUUUGAUGCGAGACAGCAGCGAAUGCAACAGCAUCAAUCAUCACAGGUCCAACCCAUGCAUUUACCUGCAGACCAACAACAGCCAUCUGCAGAUCCAGCACCUGAAGACGACUCAGAAGAAGCGAAAAUCAAAGCCAUGUUCCAGCAAACAACUGAUCAAUGGGGACAAAUGCAGGAAAAAAUGGCAGAGCAACAAUAUAUCCCAUACAUGGGCCGUGGAGGUGGAGCAGACUGGCGAGGAGGUCGUGGUGGACGGGGUGGUAGUCGUGGUGGGUUCACACCUGGUGCCGGGCGAGGACAGGAUCCCAACAACGCAAAUAUGCCACAAAGAGCACCACCGCCAAAUUACAUUUGUUUCCGGUGUGGUGAAAAGGGUCAUUUUAUCAACAAUUGCCCCACGAACGGUGACAAGGAAUUUGACAAACAUCCUCGUAUUAAGCGAACUACUGGUAUCCCUAGAAGCUUCUUGAAGGUUAUAGAACAACCAAAGACGGUGGUUCAAAGCGGUACUGGAGGUGUUAUGGUUACUCCUGGGGGUGACUUGGUUGUAGCUGAAGCAGAUUCGGUAUCCUGGCAACAAUAUCAAGCCAAGUCAUCUGCCUUGGGAUCUAACUUGAACGCCGAACUUGGAGAUCUUAUUGACACAAUACCAGUCCCUGAUGACCUACAAUGCCCAAUAUGCUUAGGAAUAUUCAAAGAAGCAGUCAUUACACAGUGUUGCGGUACAAGCUAUUGUGAUGAAUGCAUUCGAUCUCAUAUGCUGCUUAAUGAUCUCAAAUGCCAAGAUUGUCAAGAAGUCGUACCAGGUGGUACCGAUGGUCUCAUACAAAACGUUGAUGUUCGACAACGAGUAAACAAUUACGUACGAGAAUUCGCUCGUAACCAGAUGGCGAAUGUGGGAAUGAAACGAGGUGCAGAGGAGACCGAUCUAGAAGAAUCUGAAGAAGCAAUUAGCAAUGAGGCAAAGAUACCACGAACGGAAUGAAUGAUGCGAUCAUCGCCUGUGAAUCGACAACCUGGAAUCUUCCACAGAUCUUAUUUGACUACGUAGCUAUGAUCAGUUUCAUAAAAUGUAAAUUUUUGUUCUUCGUUAAAAGAAAUACAGCUAAUGUGAAAAUCCAUCGCUUUCUAUAAUUGAAUAUUUACGUAUUGUUUAGCUUUAUGCCCGCUGAGGUUCUAGAACCAACGAUUUCAAUACAUUUGAAAAAUUCCC
Molecule: messenger RNA, 1608 nt
Organism: Umbelopsis ramanniana AG
Lineage: Eukaryota; Fungi; Mucoromycota; Umbelopsidomycetes; Umbelopsidales; Umbelopsidaceae
Exons: 5
Coding region: 4-1380 (458 amino acids)
Biological process (GO): ubiquitin-dependent protein catabolic process; protein ubiquitination; mRNA processing
Cellular component (GO): nucleus
Molecular function (GO): zinc ion binding; ubiquitin protein ligase activity; nucleic acid binding
Source: RefSeq, a predicted model, not a curated record